GGUGGAAAAAUAUUAUAUAUUACUAAAUUAUGACUGUUUUUGUUAAAAAAUAAAUAAAUAUAUAUAUCAUGACCUCUCUAAGGCAACAAUUGCAGGUUACCACUUUUUACAGUACAUUCGUAUUGAUUUUAGUUAUUUAAUUUGUAGAUUUAACACAUGGAUUUAAAUUUGAGAUAUCCAUUUACAUUUAAGAUUUUUACAUAUUUGCAUAUGUAUAAUAAACACAUAAUAGUAAUACCUAUAAUAAUCAUGCAUAACACAUAUUUGGUAACAUAAAAUAAUCAUGCAUAACACAUAUUUAGAAACAGUUUUGAAGUUUGUUUGAGCUAAAGCUAGAAAUCUUGGACAGUUCCUUGUAGCAAGCCGUAUUUUGCACUCCCCAAAGACGUCAGAAAUUGUACGGGCAUUUGAUUAACCCUUAACCACUUUAUUCUAACGCUGUUUGGGUGACAUACAGUAAGCAUGAUAUGAUGCGAGGUUUCAUGGGCUGCUGUCCAGGGUCCUGAGCCGUUUUCUGGAGGCGCUCUAGCGCAGCUGACUCCGGAUAUGGGUCAAGCAUGAGCUGAAUGGUGAAAUCAUUUAACUUGCUGAUCAGUGUGCAAAUAAGAAAAUGAUAAUGCACUGGCUUCGUACAGUAUUAGGACACGCCUCCUACACUUAACUACAAAGAAAGGGUUUUAAGACAAUUAGGACUCUCUUCGACAUUUUGCAUUAUAAAUGUAAGCAAUUAAGCAGUAAAUCUGUGGAGAACUUGCCACAUGUAUAUGGACUGGACUCACUGCAACCUCAAAACAAGAGUGUGGGAGAGAGAGAGUGAGUUGAGGGUCUUUGAGGGGGUUCAUCUAAAUGCGCAGCACAUAUCAGAGUGAGCAUUGUGAGUCUGCGCGGAUAACCGCUCGACAGCGGAGUCUUACAACACAAUAUAGACUAUAGAGAAUAGCGAGUAACAUCCAGACAACAGAUACGGUCUUUGAAAACGCGCGUUUCUUUUUUUUCAUUUUUUUUUUUUUUUUUUUUUUUCAUGCGCUUUCACGCGAACCACCAAGCGGGUAUUGGUCAGGAGCGCUUCUUAGAAUCUAAAUGCAUUUGUUACAAUCAUUUUAUUUAUUUAUUUAAUUUAUUUAUUUUUAAAUAAAUUCAUUAGUUAAAACCCUGGAUUUUCUAUGAGUUCGAGACGCCUGUGAGGUAACUGCCCCCUCAUUUAUCGUGGAAGAGAGAGAGAGAGAGAGAGAGAGAGAGAGAGAGAGAGAUAGAGAGAGAGAGAGACCUUCACUGCUGAACUCACCAAGUUUUUCGGGGCGUCUUGAGGGAAUGUUGCUACAGCUGUAAGAACGUCUGUGACUGACAGCGCGAGACAGUCUGCUUUCUGCACCGUGUUGACACGUCCUUCCGCGAGACAUCCUGCCGCGGGGACAGCAAGAUUCAAGCUUCAUUCUUUGAGUGGUUAUCCAGUGUGCUAAUUCAAAGAGGGGAGGGAUGUCAGAAGAUACUUCAUCCAUCAGAUCCCCCAGCUGCACCAUUCCUGAGGCUGAGGAGGAGUUCUAGUGAGCGUCCACCGGAGGCAGCAUUUUAAGACAUCGUAGGCGCACUCCAAAAGAUCCAUCGAUGGUUUGAAGAACUGCAAUAGUUUUCCAGUGUACCUGUUUCCCAUCCAGCACUUUGUUGCUCAUCUCUGCUGUCACAGACUGCUGGAUAUAAUCGCAUCAGUGCUCCAGACAAAAUGGCUUCCACAGUGAGAAAAUGUCAGCACCCGUUUUUAACACUCAUCCUUCUCCCUUUGAUCUACUGCAUGCACCCAGACUGUGUCAUUCAGUUAGAGAAAGAGAAGUGCAUGGAAAGGAUGGCAAUGGAUGACCCCAUCAGUGAACCUGAAUUAGUCUGUCGAUGGAUGUGGGACAACCUCACCUGCUGGCAGCCAGCCAGAAUUGGUCAGGUGGUCUGGAUGCCCUGUCCUGAGCUGUUUGAUGUCAUGAGUGAAGAAAAUGAUGACUUUGGAAAGGUGAGUCGUAACUGCACUGAGGAUGGCUGGUCAGAGAUGCUCCCUCACUAUGUUGACGUUUGCCCUUUUAAUGACAAUGGAACAAGUCCAGACAUGUACUAUGUGUCAGUGAAGGCUCUUUAUACUGUGGGCUACAGCACCUCGCUGGUGUCUCUCACCACUGCCAUGGUCAUUCUCUGCAGGUUCAGGAAGCUACAUUGCACCAGGAAUUUCAUUCACAUGAACCUGUUUGUGUCGUUCAUCCUGAGGGCCAUUUCAGUUUUCAUCAAAGAUGGCAUUCUAUAUGCAGAGGAGGACAGCAGUCAUUGCUUUAUACACACAGUGGAGUGCAAGGCGGUGAUGGUAUUUUUUCAUUAUUCUGUUUUGUCAAACUAUUUUUGGCUGUUCAUCGAGGGCUUGUAUCUGUUUACUCUGCUCGUUGAGACAUUCUUUCCUGAGAAAAGAUACUUCUACUGGUACACCAUUAUUGGAUGGGGUACUCCAACAAUAUGUGUGGCUGUCUGGGCUGUCCUUAGAGCACAUUUUGAUAACAUUGGGUGCUGGGACAUCAAUGACAAUUCUGCCAUCUGGUGGGUAAUCAAGGGUCCUGUUCUUGCUUCUAUUAUGAUCAACUUUAUACUCUUCAUUGGCAUUAUUAUAAUCCUAGUGCAGAAGCUGCAGUCUCCAGAUAUUGGAGGAAAUGAGUCCAGCAUUUAUCUGCGUCUGGCCCGCUCCACUCUUCUCCUCAUCCCACUAUUUGGUAUCCAUUAUACUGUGUUUGCUUUCACACCAGAAGAUGUCAGCAAGAGAGAAAGGCUUGUGUUUGAACUUGGUCUUGGCUCUUUUCAGGGUUUUGUAGUUGCUGUCCUUUACUGCUUUCUCAACGGAGAGGUGCAGUCGGAAAUCAAAAGGAAAUGGCGCAGCUGGACUGUGAACCGGUACUUUGCUGUGGAUAUGAAGCACAGGCAUCCGUCACUGGCCAGCAGUGGUGUGAAUGGGGGCACCCAGCUUUCCAUCCUCAGCAAGAGCAGCUCACAGAUCCGCAUGUCCAGCCUUCAAGCUGAAACACCAGCCACAUGAGUGCUUAGAAGAAUAGACUGAAAGCCAAACUCCUAAGAACAAGAGCUACAUAAUGAUCUAUGUCAACAUCCAAGUCCUGUUUCAUUUUCUUUUGACAAUGAACUAUAUGUCUGUCAAUUGUCCAUAGACGACAGGCAGUGGAUAUGGAAAUCUGAGGAUCUCCCAACCAAUCAUCUAUUGUGUGCCAAGAAAAGAUGAAUACUUUUGAUGUGGACUUGUGGAUGAAUCUCAACCUGUGAUUUUAUCUGAACCUGUGAAAGAAGGGAUUUACUGUAUAAGCCAAGAGUCUGCUUUGAACAAUAGGAAUAAAUGAAUCCAUUGCAAUCCACUAUUUACGAUAUGUUUCUAUCCAGAAUACUGAGACUCGGCUAAAGAAGAACAAGGUGGAUAUUUUUGUACAUAUCUACACCACACCAGUCUCUGUGCUGUUUCUUUUUGUCUUUGAAGAUUUCAGACAGCUCCUCUUUGCUAAUAAAGCUAUAUGUUUCUCCAUGUGAUACUUCGUUUAAUCUUUGAAGAUGCAGUUGGAGAGGAUAAAGACACAGAUUCAGUUACGGCUGGUGUCCCAGUACAGAAAGUUUGACAUAAAAAGCCUUUGUCUGUGAAAGAGAAGGAACCACAUAUUUUCCACAGGAGCUUAAUCAGUCACUGAUUCUUGAAUGCUGAUACUCAGACUCAUCAGUCAUUUAAUAUGUAAUUUAAUUUAAUGUAAAUAUUUCAUCUUUACAUUGUGUAUCUCAAUUGAAUGACUGAAUGAAGGACUGCAGAAAAAUCAAGUUGAAGGACAAAUGAUGGCACCAGGGAGAGAAUCAUUCUUGGGAACUACAGUGUCAUGUGACCUAUUUUCCAAAUCCUGAUAGGAGGAUUAAAAGCCUCUGGGUUUCGGCUGUACAUUCACAGCCCUUAAAGUGAAGCUUGGCCCUAAAUACCUUUCUGUAUUCAGGUGAUCUGUAUAUCUGAAAGAAUAAGACUUUUUUAUAUAUCUCUGCCUUUUUUAGGUUAGGUUUGAUUAUCAUGUGGGAGCUGAUAAGCAAAACUAACAUUUGAAUCCUCAAUGAAAACAAUGAAUAACUUUUCAACUUGUCUUCAUGAGUGGAAUCCUCUUGUGCUUUAAAUGUGUAUUAAAUGUGCUUUUAAUUUUUUAAACUGCCGUUAGUACAGGAAAUGUCAGUUAGAAAAUAAUGCAACAAAACUCAUGCCAAUGGCAUAAUACAAUAUAUGUGGGUAACAUGGGUUUAAUAUUUUUGUCAUAUGCAUGUUUAUUCCCCUCUUACAUUUAGAAUGACUACUAUCCCUGGUGCAGUGAAUUUACAAGAAUUGUGAAUCUUAACAAUGGAUCACCUAUGGCAAUGAAUAAUUGGUUUUCAACAUGUUCAACUAAGCUAAAUUUCAUGAUUAUACAUAACGUCGAAACGUCUGGCUCAUAGUCUUUGAUAUUUUUAUCAUUUUGUAAUUUAAUGUUGUAAUUUAAAUAUCUCUAGUAUGAUAUUUCAACAUCAAACACUUAUAAGUAGAGCACUUUUAAGAUUCCAAAGAUGAUUUUUUGAAUAUUUUAGCCCAUAAGACGUCAUUUGCAUACUAGUUUGCAAAGGGUGUAAAGUCUUUGCAACUGAUGUCACUGAGUAUAUACUUAAAGUGCCUUUUUUGUACAAAAUUUAGAUUUUUUUUUUUAUUUAUUUAUUUUUUUUUUUACGUAGCUAAACUGCAACAUACAACGGCAUCUCUCUGUGAAAGUGCUUUUGUUAUGCUUCAGUAAACCAAGAGGCCUUUUUCUGGCAAGGCCUUCAAUUUCUUUCAGAAAUUAAAAAAAAAAAAAAAAAAAAAAAUGUAUGUUUCUUUUACAUGUAAAUUUUAAUUAAUAUCAAGCCCAAAAACAGUGUGAAAUUGGUAAUAAUUUUCUUUUUAUGAAUAUUACAUUUCACAUUAGACUCAUUAAUGCAGCAUUAUUUUGGAAAGAAACACAUAGAAACACACACACACACACACACACACACACACACACACACACACACACAUAUAUAUAUAUAUAUAUAUAUAUAUAUAUAUAUAUAUAUAUAUAUAUAUAUAUAUAUAUAUAUAUAUGAAUUCUUCCAAAUUUAUUUAAGAAGCUGUUUACAUUUAUAUCCUCCUUUUGUGGCACAAAUUUGUUUAAGAAACUGUUUACAUUUAUAUCCUCCUUUUGUGGCGCAUUCUGAUUAUUGUGUUUGAAUGGAUCUAUUCCAGAACAAAUGCCUAGUUUUUCAAACGAUAACUGCAAAGAGAAAAAGGCACACAUGGACAAAAAUAUAUAAUACAGAUUAUAUGUUUUAUAUGAUUAUUAUUUAUUUAUAUGUAAAAUUAUACUGUAUUACUGAUUUUUUUAGUAGUUGCAUUAUCAAGCAUUUGAAUUUGACAUACAGUAUUAAACUUUAAAUGGAACAAUUAAGCUUAGUGUUUACAAUUAUUAAAACAAAUGUGAUAGGGUCAGUCCUAAACUGAAAUACUGUGUUAUUAUGAUCUAUGUAGAACCAGUUUAAAAAAAAAACAAACAAAAAAUCUCUCAAAUUUUUUGAAGCUUUGGUCGAUGAUUUAAAAAUACUUUUAUUCAAAAACGUGCAAUUUUAGCAUAUGAUAAACAAUUAUAGUUAGCAUAUAGUAAAUGUUUUACUAAUAAGUGCUGAAUAUAUCCUUUAUAUUCAAUUUAAACAUUGUCUGUUACUCAACAGAUCUGAUACAUCUGAAACGUAUUUUUCUAAUUCUUGUUUAGAUCAAUAACACCAUCAGUGUGUGUUAGCAUUACACUCUGCUAAGUGUUGUCAUGCAAAAGUAAACAAGCUUUAGCAAUACAUUGUGGAUAAUGCAGAGAAAAAAAAUAGUUAUACUUUUUAGUGAAGAUAACACAAAAACUAAAUAAUGUGCAUCUGUGACCGUUUUCAAGGUUGUGCACUGAAGUUGUAAUUUUGUAUUUGAAAGCACUCUUGUUAAUAAUAUUUAAAUGUGUGGUUCUCUGCAGUGCUGCCUAAUCUUCUUGAAUGAUGCAUGCAUUUCCUUUGAUUUUUUGGGCACUAAAGCAUACAAAAAUUGGGUGUCUUAUUAUAUUGUGUUCAGCAAUAUUGAUUUUUUCCCUCCCAAGAGAAAAUACAUCAUACAAAUAAACUAUCACACCACAAUGACAAAAACAUGUGAUAUUUCUUGUCUUAACCAUAUAGGGCCAACAAGCUCGUGCACUUUCUUGAAAUUGAUAUAUAUAUAUAUAUAUAUAUAUAUAUAUAUAUAUAUAUAUAUAUAUAUAUAUAUAUAUAUAUAUAUAUAUAUAUAUAUACACACACAAAAGUACUGUUAUAAUUAACGGGAUGUAAAUUGAUGUAUAUUAAUAUAUAUCAAUUUACAUCCCGUUAAUUAUAACAGUACUUUUUGUACAAAAGGCUAUUUUAAAAACUCUAAAUUACACACUUUGGUCUAACAAAAACAAGUAUACUAUACAUGAAGUGUUGGACAAGACCUCUUUAAUACCUCUCAUUCAAAGCAGUUGGAUUGCAGUGCUGACACAGAUUUUAUAAAUCUAUACAAACACUUACCCUGUUCUCACCCAGUUAUUUUUUUUUUUUUUUUUUUACCUUUUAUGACAAUGAACAGAAAACAUUGCUCUUACCAUUCAGCAUGUGUGCCUGCAUUCACCACUGCAGUAUUCCUUAGUUAGAAUGUACAUAAAUACUAGCUGAUGGGAAAUGAAGUUAACACAGUCAACAUUAAAUGGGUAGGAAGAUGAAAAUCUGAGGGGUUUUAAAUUUUACAUUAUAUUUUAUUAACAUGUUAUGUUUUAUUUUAAAUGUAAAUUGUGUGAAAAUAUAUGAUAACCAAUAUAUGUAGAAUAAACAGUUGAUUUAGAUGAAAUAUAUAGAAAAUGUUGAUUUAAUGGAAAUUUACUAGGUGUAUAGUAUCACUUCAAGCAAACUAGAUGUGGAACCUGUGAGUGUUUUGUCUUAUUUUAAAUUCUAGCACAUUUACCACAGCAAAAUAUGAAUAUAGUGUUUAGGAGUUUAGGGGGCUUGUAAUGACAGUAGAAUAAUCUGAAUGUUCUAGACAAUGUUAACUUUACAGCCAAUCUUGCUUUGUGAAGAAUUGCUUGCUUUGUACAUUUUUUUUUUCUCUGUGAACAUUUUAAGUCACUUUGAUGUAAAAUGUAUUUUUUGUUUGAUGUAUACUGUAUACUGUAUUUUUUGUACAUUAUGAAAUGUAUUUUAAAAGCCCAAUUAAAUGUUUUUACAAGUAAAGUUGAGAUUGUCCAAUAAAACUCUCUGACCAUAAA
Myxocyprinus asiaticus (Chinese sucker) is the source of this 7346-nucleotide messenger RNA. RefSeq names its product pituitary adenylate cyclase-activating polypeptide type I receptor-like. The record is from RefSeq and is a predicted model, not a curated record. NCBI's taxonomy places the organism in Eukaryota, Metazoa, Chordata, Actinopteri, Cypriniformes, Catostomidae. The transcript is spliced from 15 exons. Gene Ontology annotation, biological process: cell surface receptor signaling pathway; adenylate cyclase-modulating G protein-coupled receptor signaling pathway. Gene Ontology annotation, molecular function: G protein-coupled peptide receptor activity; vasoactive intestinal polypeptide receptor activity; peptide hormone binding. Gene Ontology annotation, cellular component: neuron projection; plasma membrane. Bases 1721 to 3058 code for a protein of 445 amino acids.